AAAGACAAGAGAAGCAUAGGCCAUUGGCCGGUAGCUUCAACACCAGGGCAUGCUAAACCGAGCUUUGCCAUACAUAGCAAGCUUUCGAGCAUACACAACCGCAAGCCAACUUCCAAAACUGCCGCCAAGAUGAUGCACCCAUCGCGGCAAGCUUAUGUAGAAGACGCCCAAGAGCAGAGCCGGGGCAUCAGCCUCGAAGACCUUCCCACGGACAAUGACUACGAUCUACCCUCCGCAGGCGCCGGCAUCGCGCCCGAGAAGGCCUCUGCCAUACUUUCACAGUUCGAUCGCAAACGCCUAGCGGCCAGCAUAGCGGUUCCGACCGACGAUGGACGCGUGCGGGCGAAGCUACGGGAGAUGGGCGAGCCCAUCACGCUCUUCGGCGAGGGUCCCGCCGACAGGAGAGACAGAUUGCGCGAACUCAUGACGGUACAGGUUGAGCGAGCCGCGGCCGGCGGGGAGUCCGUCGAUGUGGACAUGGAGGACGCAGCGUCCGACGACGCGCAGGACCAGGAGGAGGAGUUCUACACACAGGGCAGCGAUGAGCUCCUACGAGCGAGACAAGACAUCGCGAGGUUCUCGCUGCCCAGGGCGAAGAAGCGCCUUGCCAGUCUGAAAGAGGACAGCAACAUCCAACUACGUACGCACGUCAAGUUCCGAAAGCAGAUUAGGGAACGGCUGGAGGGCUUCGAGUUGCAGGGUAGUCAGACGGCUGGCGACAGGCAUGUCAGCAUGACUCGGAUAUCACCAAGCGGAAAUAUGGUUGCGGCCGGUAACUGGGGAGGCAGCAUCAAGCUGAUCGAGAUACCGAGCAUGGUGGAGAAGGGCACGCUUCGAGGCCACAACAACAAGAUUAGUGGUAUAAGCUGGUUCCCAGGCGCAACUUUACCAGAGAAGGGUGUCAGUGAGGACUCGGUCAACCUGGCUUCGGGCGGAGCAGAAGGCCAGGUCAAUCUUUGGAGUCUAUCCAAAGACACGCCCCUCGCAACACUCCAAGGACACGCCCAGAGAGUGUGCAGAGUGGAAUUUCACCCUUCUGGCAAAUAUCUUGCCACUGCCAGCGAAGACACGACGUGGAGAUUAUGGGACACGGAAACGACACAAGAGCUCCUGCUCCAAGAAGGUCACUCGAAGGGAGUGUUCGCGGUCAGCUUCAACACGGACGGCUCUUUACUGGCCAGCGCGGGUUUAGACAGCAUUGGUAGAAUAUGGGAUCUAAGGUCUGGAAGGACAAUCAUGAUUCUAGAUGGACAUAUGGAUGGACACAGCAAGCCCAUAUAUGGUCUCGACUGGAGUUCUGAUGGACAUCGACUGUUGACUGCCUCGGCUGAUGGGUGGGUCAAGUGUUGGGACGUCAGGAAAGUCGCAAGGACUGGCGGCAUCGGUGCACACACGAGUGCCGUGGCAGAUCUGAGAUGGUACAAAGGAUUGGACGAUCCAUUAGACGGCACCGUCACGCCCGGACUGGAUGACAAAGGGAAUCGGUUGCCGAGAAAGUCCAGCUCGUUCUUCGUAACGGCCGGGUUUGACAAGCAAGUCAAGGUGUUCUCAGCAGAUGACUGGUCACUGAUUCAAACACUCAACGGACAUACGGGUCCGGUUGCAAGCGUUGAUGUGAGCCGAGAUGCCAAGUGGAUUGUCAGUGGAGGACAUGAUCGGACGGUCAAGCUAUGGGGCCGCAAUGAUAAUGAGGCAUUGUGAUUCGGACAUGGUGACAAACUAAAACAAAAUAAAAAGAGAUACCCCA
Molecule: messenger RNA, 1747 nt
Organism: Truncatella angustata
Lineage: Eukaryota; Fungi; Ascomycota; Sordariomycetes; Amphisphaeriales; Sporocadaceae
Product: WD40-repeat-containing domain protein
Exons: 3
Coding region: 130-1701 (523 amino acids)
Biological process (GO): mRNA splicing, via spliceosome
Cellular component (GO): U4/U6 x U5 tri-snRNP complex
Molecular function (GO): U6 snRNA binding; protein binding; U4 snRNA binding
Source: RefSeq, a predicted model, not a curated record